UGUAAUAAAGUUUUUCCGUGUGUGUGUGUGUGUGUGGAGUUGAAGAUGGCGGCUAACUCGGAGCGCAGUCCUCCGCCUUUCCCGGACUCAGAGGAGCCCGAGCUGCUGGAGGACAGCGACGAGGGAGCAGAUGCGUUCACGGGCACGUCGAUCUCACAGAUGGAUUCUCCGUCACCGGACACAAUCAGACCUCCUAAAGACAUCUUCAGCGAGCCACCAGAAGACAUCUCCAGCGAUCCUCUCAGCAACAUUAACUCUGAUCCCCAGAAGAAAGUAGACGCCAAGAUCCCUUCUCCUAGCAGCGAUGAGGCCGACCUGUUCAGCGAGCCGCUGGACGAUGAUAGCGAAGUAAUGAGUUCACCUGAGGUCCAGAAUCCCUUGCCAGAUCUCUUGAACGAGCCUGUAGAAGCGCCAAAGUCUGGUGUCCUCGGUGGACCACCUGUGCACAAAAGCUCUUCAGUCAAGAAGGCGGUGAGUGCCGAGAUGUUCGGUGACGACGAUGACGAGGAGGAACUGUUUAAGGAGCCGCCAAAAGUUGUGACGAAGAAGCCUCAGCCCUCGGGGCCAGCUGUUGAUGUUUUCACAGAGGUGAAGGUCAAGCCACAGGCUAAAGACGACCCCACGGAUCUGUUCACCGAGGAAGCCUUGACUGCACCUGUCCCCAAACCCUCCGCCAGCAGCAGCAGCUCCAGGACCAACGGGGUCCACUCCGAGGAGCAGGAUCUCUUCUCAGAAGCUACAGUGGAGUUGUCUCUGGACAGUCCUCGAAAUGACCGCAAGAAAGACGCUGUGAAACCGCCAGUAUCUGCUCCUGCCGCCCCUGAAGCCAGCAGCUCCAGCAGAGCUCCGUCCAAAACCCUGGAGGAGCUUGAGGAAGAGGAGAGCGAGGACAAGUUUGAUCUCAACAUUUCUGUCACGAAUCCAGAGAAAGUCGGUGAUGGUAUGAACGCUUAUAUGGCCUACAAAGUUUCAACACAGACGUCUUUAACCAUGUUCCGUAGCAAGACGUUUACCGUUCGCAGACGUUUCAGUGAUUUCCUUGGAUUGUUCGAAAAGCUCUCGGAGAAACACUCACAGAAUGGAUACAUCGUACCUCCAGCGCCAGAGAAGAGCAUCCUGGGUAUGACAAAAGUCAAAGUCGGGAAGGAGGACCCAUCGUCAGCAGAGUUUGUGGAGCGGAGGAGAGCCGCUCUUGAGAGGUAUCUUCAGAGGGUUGUGUGUCACCCGUCUCUGCUGCAGGACCCUGAUGUGAGAGAGUUUUUGGAGAAAGAGGAGUUACCCAGAGCGGUCAGCACACAGACUCUGAGUGGAGCCGGCUUCCUUAAAAUGCUGAACAAAGCCACGGAUGCUGUGAGUAAGAUGACCAUCAAGAUGAACGAACAGGAUGUGUGGUUUGACGAGAAGAUCCAGGAUGUAGAAAAUGAAGAGCAGCAUUUGAGGAAACUUCACGUCAUGGUGGAGUCACUCGUCAAUCACAGAAAAGAGUUAUCUGGGAACACAGCGGUGUUUGCGAAGAGCGUGGCGAUGUUGGGCAGCUCGGAGGACAACACGGCUCUGUCGCGAGCUCUGUCUCAGCUGGCCGAGGUGGAAGAUCGAAUUGAGCAGCUCCAUCAGGAGCAGGCCUCCAACGACUUCUUCACCUUCUCCGAGCUGCUGGCCGAUUAUAUACGUCUGUUGGGAGCUGUCAGGGGCUGUUUUGAUCAGAGGAUGAAAGCGUGGCAGCGCUGGCAGGACGCUGAGAACAUGCUGCAGAAGAAAAGAGAGGCCGAGGCCAAGCUCCUGUGGGCCAACAAACCUGACAAACUCCAGCAGGCCAAGGAUGAGAUCGCUGAGUGGGAAGCAAAAGUCACGCAGUACGAGAGAGAGUUUGAGAGAAUCUCAGCCACCGUACGGAAAGAAGUCAUCCGAUUUGAUAAAGAGAAAGCUCGAGAUUUUAAGAGACAAAUCAUCAAAUAUCUGGAGUCCGUGCUGCACUCACAACAACAGAUGAUCAAAUACUGGGAGGCGUUUCUGCCCGAGGCGAAAGCGAUCGCGUGACGCGGCGUCCGCACGCAAACACAAACUCACAGAAAACUGAGGCCUUUCUACACUCUUUACCUCUCGCCUAUAAACCAAGAGAAACCGUGCUGCAAAGGGAAAUCAUCUGUCCGGCUGCUCGUUACUCUGAUUGAAUUAGUAACUUGUAUAUUUUCUGUGUAAUCGUCAUCUUUAUUUUCUUACUUUGUAUCUUUAUUGUUUUGGGGAUGUGAAUGCAUGUGGUGGCUGGGUGUCUUCCUCAUCUGUAUGCAACCACACCUCUGUUAUUGGUCAAUGGUUUUCACUAGAGGGCGCUCGCCCCUCAAUCAUACACUCACUCUGUAAGAAACUUCCCAUCAGGCCACUUGUGGGACCUGUCAAGGAGUCUAUACUAAUUAAGGAGGGACAAAUAGUGACCUAGUCUGUUUUAGACGUCCGGAGUAUUGGUUUAUACACCUGUAAACACCAUGAUGAUAUUGUAUUUUGCAGUAAAAGAUGCUGUAAUACAGUUAUUAGUGACAAUUUAAAUAAAAAGACUGAAACUGGCUGGAUGCAGUGGAAAGGAUAUUGAUCAGCCUUUUUUUUUUCUUUUUUUUUUUUUUUACUGAAUUGUUGCUUUUUAUUCAAAGGCUCAUUUCAUGAAUCACGAAUCUUCCAUAGAUUUCGGAUCAUGUUAAGCAUUUAAAAACACACUCCUGAUGUGUUUUAUAUCAGUUUUAGCCUGGUAAAACAGGAAGCCCGAAGCAUUUCAGUCUUAAAGUUGGUUUUCUUUGUUCAUUAUUUCAUUCCUUUUCUCUUCACUUUUUGACAUUUAUGCCAACAUGUUAUUAUUUUGUGUCAAAUCAUAUUUUUUUGUUAUCUACUCUGGAAUCUGGCAUGUUAUAAUAAUGAAUCAACUUUUGCUACGCCACUAAUAAUGAUGAACUUGUUUCUACAUCAGAUUUUGUGUUUUUUAAUACAGAUUUUGCUGCUGUCAGAGUUUGUUAGGCUGGUAGAUUCAUUGUGUUUUUGUUUGCUUCAUGGAUGAUUUUGGGCCCUGCUGUAAUGACACUUUGAACACACAUCAACAGGUUCAACUUCACCUUUAGGUGCCAUAAUAAUCAAAAGUUUGUUUAUUAGAAAAAAGGGAGCAGAUAUUUUUUUCACUAUGGACACUUCUUUUGAGAAAAACAAUAAAGAUUUAACUACAAAUAUCAA
Molecule: messenger RNA, 3213 nt
Organism: Carassius auratus (goldfish)
Lineage: Eukaryota; Metazoa; Chordata; Actinopteri; Cypriniformes; Cyprinidae
Product: sorting nexin-1-like
Exons: 15
Coding region: 46-2037 (663 amino acids)
Biological process (GO): early endosome to Golgi transport
Cellular component (GO): endosome; endosome membrane
Molecular function (GO): phosphatidylinositol binding
Source: RefSeq, a predicted model, not a curated record